Molecule: messenger RNA, 823 nt
Organism: Cuscuta europaea
Lineage: Eukaryota; Viridiplantae; Streptophyta; Magnoliopsida; Solanales; Convolvulaceae
Source: the annotation of a GenBank genome assembly
AAUACAAACGUGUAACAAUAUAAAACGUGCAAUAUGAAGCUAUGAACCAAUGGAGUAAGUUGAUCGAUCGGGUUACAGAACCGUAAUGGCUUCCUUGCCUUCUUCACACACAGGCUACAGAUUCCAGGCAUUUCCGAAUCUCCACAGUUCUCAGUUUCUUGCGCCCCACACCCGGUUAAAGCUGAAGAAGGCGGAGCUAGUCGCGCUUCCUCUCGUGCGAUUCAGUAACCUAAGAAUCCGCAGAAUUCACCCCCGACCUUUCAUCUGCACUGCUCAAUCCAAUUUCCUUAAAGUUGUGCAAACAGUUUGGAACGUUGGCAAGAAUGGGAUUGAAGCUGGAACUAACAUGGUGCCGGAUCCUAUCCCAAGACCAAUUGCAAAGGUAUCGGUUGCAUUAGUUGCAGUUUCCCUUGCAUCUUUUGUACUCAAGUCAUUCCUCUCUACUGUCUUCUUUGGACUGGCAGUGAUGGGAGUUCUGUAUUUUACCUUUCUGGCUUUAACGAAGGAUGAAGGGCCAAUUGCAGAUGGAGAAGUGAAAUCAACCGAAGAUAGUUUAGAAGAAGCCAGGAGAAUAAUGGAAAAGUACAAAUAACAAAUGUAAGGGAAUUAUUAUUUUUUCCUCAUGGUCUAGGUCAUAAAAAUAUGGAGGUUUUUUCUUUAAAUAUUAGUAAUAGAAAAUUUACGUACAAAAAUGUGACUAAAGUUACUAUGAGUGUGCUUUUAAUACAGAGUAUUAAAUCACAUUUUUGUUCGUUAUCUUUAUAUUGGUCAUGUAUUAGGAUUUAUUUCUUUUAUGUAUCUUCUAACAAUAAGUCUGACCUCA